UUAUUUUACAUUAUUUACAUGUUUUUAAGUUGUUUUCAUUCUAUGUGGCAAUUUAAAUCCAUAGAUAAAUGGUGGAAGCAUGCAAUAAUGAAAGAAAAAUUGUGUUUUAUGGCAUAUUCAAAGGAAUAUUCAGUAAACUGCUUAACAUGCCCAUUUUGCCCCGCUUUCCCCUACUCUUUUAAUGAGUGAAGAAUGGUUGGCUUCGCUAUCGUGGGCGGUAGAACUAAACGUGGAACAGCUAAGGGGUCGCAACCAGCGAAUUGUGCGCAGCUGGUGGAUGCGACCAAUGUUUUUUCAGCGACGUCAAGACGGCAACCGUUUGUUGGAUGAUAUUGUCGCAGAACGGACCAACGAAACAAUUAAUACCUUCAUUCGCGUAAAACCAGAAGAUUUAGAAUUUUUACCGCGAAGCAUUGCGCCGGAAAUAGCUCGUAUGAAUACGAAUAUGCGCGAUACCAUCACCACUCAAGAAAGAUUGCUAAUAUUGCUUCACUACUUAGCUACAGGCCAUACCUUCAGUAGCUUGCAAUUUUUAUUUCGGGUGUCUCGUUCUUCGAUUAGCAGAAUUGUGAAAGAGACGAGUCUUUGCCUAAAUAAAGUGUUACGUUCCUAUUUGAAGCUACCGUCCACUAAACAACAAUGGCUGGAGGUAUCACAAAGGUUUGAGCAGCGUUGGAACUUCCCCCAUGCCAUUGGUGCGAUGGACGGAAAGCAUGUCAAAAUCCGCGCUCCUGCACACAGUGGAUCCGAUUACUACAAUUACAAAAACUUUUUUAGUAUUGUGCUUCUAGUAAUAGUGGACGCUGACUACAAUUUUCUGUUCGCGGAUGCGGGAGGAAAAGGAGGCAUUUCGGAUGGAGGAAUACUUCGAAACAGUCGAUUGUUUCAAAAACUGGAAAACAAGUUGUUGAAUAUACCUGAUCCAGAGCCUUUGCGAGUACCAUAUAGAGUUCCAGUACCGUACUUCUUGCUAGGAGACAAGGCUUUCGCCUAUACCGAUUACUGCAUCCGUCCAUUUGGUGGAAUCCGUUCACCUGGAAGUUAUCAGCGCAUUUUCAACUAUAGACAUUCCCGAGCUCGAAUGCCCGUUGAAAAUGCGCUGGGAAUUGUGACAAACAAAUUCGAAGUAUUAAGUGGGCCAAUACGUCUUCCACCGGAUGUAGCAAAACACGUUGUUUUAACGCCAUUAUAUUUACACAAUUUCUUGCGUAAAAGUGCUUCAAGGCAUAUCUACUCGCCACCAUCUUCAUUCGACAGAGUCGUUAACGGAAACUUGAUACCUGGCGAUUGGAGAGCAAAUGAAGGAUUAGCAGGUCUGCCAGGUGUUUCGUCAAGGGCACCUGAUCGAUUGUUGAAUAUUCGAACGCAUAUAGCACUAGACUUCAAACAUAAUUAUUAUCAUUAUGGUUGAACUAUUAACCAUAAUGGUCAGGUCGUUGCACAACAUGUCAAAUAAGAAUAAGCCAUUGAAAUACAACGAAUUUGUUUGAAUUGAUUUAUCAACGUCAUCGUCCUUAACCUUCACUAAUAACAUGUUAUGAUAUUGAUGUGAUAUUAUCUAUAUAUUUAACAGUAACCAUACAAAUUGACCAACACGCUGAAACAGCUACUUUUACGAUGAAACUCAUUGUGAUUGUUGGACUCUCAAAACAUGAAGACUAACAUCAAUAAAAUCAACAGAAAUAUGAAAUAAAAUGAAAUAUAACUACAUUAAUCGAUUAUAAACGGUUUAUUGGCAACAGUUGAUUUACAGAUCAAUGAAAACAAAUAAUUAUAUUCCUUAACUAGUAAAAACAUAUAUAAUAUUUUAACAUGGAUGAAAUAUAUUAGUAAUAUAAUAUUGAGAGGCUUUACUCUGGUAAACUUAGGGUUCGGAGGGGAAAAUAAAGUAUUUAAUAAAAACAACA
Molecule: messenger RNA, 1907 nt
Organism: Anopheles gambiae (African malaria mosquito)
Lineage: Eukaryota; Metazoa; Arthropoda; Insecta; Diptera; Culicidae
Exons: 3
Coding region: 182-1411 (409 amino acids)
Source: RefSeq, a predicted model, not a curated record